Molecule: messenger RNA, 3939 nt
Organism: Leishmania major strain Friedlin
Lineage: Eukaryota; Euglenozoa; Kinetoplastea; Trypanosomatida; Trypanosomatidae
Exons: 1
Coding region: 1-3939 (1312 amino acids)
Source: RefSeq, a predicted model, not a curated record
AUGGAUUGCGGUAAUGCCGAUCGGGGGAUCGGCUUCCGGUCCUCGCCGCCGUCGUCCCCGGCGAACGUGUCGAGCUCAACACCGGUGAGCAACAAGCAACUCAGCCCACCCACCGGCAGCCUGCGUGCGCGUCGGUUUCCAUCACAGCGCGUGGUGUGCGCCGAUGGGAGCCACCACACCUACAGUCACAACAACAGCAUUGGCAGCGCCGGCGGCGGCAUCGUGGCACUUGCGCGGAUGGAGAGUCAGGAGUUGUUUGGGGCCUAUCCUCCGAUGCCGACCCUGCAGCACCGUCACCCGGGCGACUCGAUCGUGCCCCUCUUGGGGCGGCCCAGCUUGGACUCCGUGUGCGAGCUCUUAUCGAACGCCUCCCCCACCUCGCAGGCGGCGGUCCCGACUCUUUCCUUCUACGCGGCCAAAGACAACGUUGCCUUGCAAGACUACUGCACCCUCCCGAACCAGAACUCAGUGCCGAAGAGCGUGACCGUCAUCUACUCGCAGCCCUCCUCGCCCAGUGACGCCUACUUGCGCGGGGUGGACUACGUGAGCGCCCGCGGCAUAUCCGUUACGGAGGACAAUGCAAAUGAAGACCGGGUGAAGGUGCGUGUCGAAGGCUACUACGAGAACAACGGUGUCGGUGUGCUGAUCCCGAACGAUCUGCCGCCAAGCACGCUGCUCUACGUCCUCACCGCCUCCGACGGCCGUGAUUUGAUGUUCAAGGUCAUCCAGUACAGCCUGCAGCUCACCAUCUGCUUCCUGAAGACGCCGUCGCUAUUCUCGCCCGAGGCACAAAUGCUGAUGGGUCCGAUGGCGGAGCGGCUUUACCGCAACUACAAUACGAUCCGCCACGGCCGCAGCCUGUUCAAGAUGGGUCGCGGCCUGCUCAAUCUCUUCACGCUGCAGACAGUGUGCGAGCGAAUGUGGAUGAAGUACAAGAGAGGCAUCUCCCACACCACGUGCGCCAUCAUGCUGCCCGUCGUCUCGUGCCUGGAGAAGGGGCUGAUGGCCAUGGGGGCGUCGCCGUUGUGGGGCCGGUACUUGUCGUGUCGGCUGCUGCGCUGGGCGCAGGCUGCCCAGGUGACGCCGGGGCGGGGCCGCAGCGAGGAGCCCGAGGACUCGGUGGUGCCUUACAGGUGCAUUCAGCAGCGCGCGCAUGAGCAGCCGUCGACGCCGUCGGCAAAGGACGCGCUGCAGACGGACGGCGUGCACACCACCUCGGGUGUGGAGAAGGCUGAGCAAUCGGUGACGGCCGCGCAGGCUGCCAGCGGGAGCGUUGCUGGCCUGGAGUCUCUCAAGGGCAACGUCGGCUUCGCGCUACAAAAGGUAGAUGGCGGCGGUGCGGGGUCGUCGCAGCCCACGCCUCCAUGCGCGAUGGUGGAUAGUCAGACAAGCACGUCGAGAGUACAAUCCGAGCAACCGUCCCCCACCACGGGCGACGGCGCGGCCAGCAAGGGCGUGGGUAAGCUUUCGCUGCUGCCGCGCGCGCCGUCUGGUGGCCUGUCGGCGGAAGAUUGGGGCGGAAGGGCAUCCGAGAUUGCCACAGCCUUGCCAACACCGAACGCGGAAAGUAAGCGUGAGCUCACUGACCCUGAUGCGCUGCCGUGUGUGCCCUCCGGCCCCGCUGCCGGCUCCGCCUCCGCAAUGUCCUCUGGCGCGGAGGGCACCGCUGCGCCACAAGCGAAGCCGCCACACGUCCCGGACACACCCUUUUCCGGUGUCGAGCUCGGCCACCAGGAGCACCAGCGGCACGGCCUGACGCCGUCCACCACCGCCAACGCGACAGCCAGCGCCUUCAGCCUUGCGACGGCAGACUGGGUCGACAGCGCCGGUCGUAAAACGCUUCUGCACCCGCUGAAGCAGUCCUCGAGCAUCAACACCCCUACCCCCACCGCGAGCAGUAGCAUCACGGGCGACGAUGUGGGUGAUCACCUCCAGGAAGGUGUGGAGAGCAACAUCAUCCACAACGGAACGCCACUGAUUCCUGCGGCGCGCUCGUCGUCGUACGGAUCCAUAACAAGUCAGCUGAUGCCGGAGCUGGCGAGCGGCGGUGGUCUGACGCCUGCGGAUGGCCCACUGUCGGUGCCGAACAACUGGCGCAUCGCCUGUGCGCCGACCGUGCCGCCGAGUCGCUCCGACGAGCUUGUCGUAGACUCGGCACUGCCUUGCUCCUCCGUCGAGUUGCUGAAGCCGCUGAAGCCGACCGAGGCGCUCUCUACGGUGGCGUCACCGUCCGAAGAGCUGACAAAGGUGGACGGCACCACGAACUCCAGCUUCACAGCCAACAGCGCCGACACGCGCACGCCGCCACCGCAGCUGUUGUCUGCGGCGGACGUGUCCACGAACACGCAGGCUGCGAUGGCGUCAUCGGGCGACAACACCGGCACGGCGAUUUACGAUAUCGAGCGGAACAGCCGUCACGCGUCGUCCUUGCGCGAUCGCUGCACUGUCUCCACGAGCGCCCCCCAGCCGCCGGUGACCGCCGUUCUGCAGGCCUCGGAGUUGCCUGUGAUGACGCCCACGAGAGCCGCCUCCGCCCUCAAGGACGACCCCCCGCUGUCCGUGGCAACGUAUGGCAAGGAGAGCGAGAUCAGCAUCAUCUCCUCCAGCACGUCCAGCUGCCUGCAAGAGCAUCAGGGCAACCAUGCCGGGGCGCUCUCGACGUAUUUGCGGGAGUUGCAGCCGGCAUCUGCCGCGCUGCCGGCACGAUGGCGCAAAGGUGUGCUGCAGUUCAACCCAGUGCUCAUGACGCUUCUCGGCAUCCGCAACUUGGCUGCGGCGUGUCGCCGAUUCCUGCGCGACAUCACUCUCGUCUCCACAGAGCGCUUUGGGACGCUGAGGCUUGUCGAGGUGCACCGCCACACCAUCACCCACAUCAUCAACCGCUGCUGGCUCGUGGUGUCCAUCAUCGACCUGCUGCUCAAUACAGUGCGACUGCUGCAGCCGGGCUGGGUCAAGUACGCGACGGCGCGGCAGAACAUUCAUUGCCGGUGCGGCUGCUACGGCGACAAUGACCCGUCCGACAAGGUGUGGCGCACGCACGGCUUCAUUGCGCGGCGCAAGACGGACCUCUUUUUCCCUCCGCUGGAUCUCGACUACGGUGCGCCGUUUGUGUCGAGCCUCUCCUACGUGGAGGCGGCGGAUCCGGCGCAGCUGAUGCCGGCCUGCAGGCGUUGCGGGUGUCUCUACCGCGAAGUCCUCUCCGAUUCAGAUCAGGAAGGAGACGAGGCAGAGGUGGCGGAUGCAAGCAGUGGUGUAUCGAUGCCGCCGUCACGCACGCUCGCCGCAAUGUCGAAGGCGGCGUUGGCGGCCACUGCAGCGUCCUUCAGCGAGGACGGCCACCAUAAGGGGGAGAGCCACCGUUCCGCGGCACGGAAGUCCCUCAGCACGCCAGGCUUGGUGGAGCGCGAGAAGCCGCGUUGGGUGCAGCUGUAUAACGAGGAGGUGAUGUUGGGCGAGUCGCAGCAGCAGCGCCUUCGUAGCCCUGGCGCGCGGCAGGAGAAGCAAAACCUCAGCACUGGGGCGCAACAGGACUCGCCCGUGAAGCAGCUGGAGAAGGCACGCAGCAACAGUACGCUGAAGAGCUCCGCCGGCGAUGGGCAGCCUGCAGACGAGAUGCUCCAGCGUCGCAAGAGUGGUGCGGCUCGUGAGCGGCCAGCCGAAUCCUCGGCUGGUAUUCUCUUCGUGCCUUGGAUGAUGCGGAAGUUUUUCGACUAUGUGUGGCUGCUGCGCGUGCACCCAAACCUGACGUCGACGGUUCUCCUGGAGGCUCGCUGCAUCGCCGAGCUCUAUCUCGCCUACAAGUACUGCUUUGGUAACCUUGAAGCCUUCAUGUCGGAUGCCCCGCUGAGCGCCAUCCUCAACCCGUACGGUGCCUUGGCGGGCAUCGUGAGCGCCUCCGUGGGACUGCUGCGCGUCGUGGAAAGUGCGCCAUCUUCAUAA